Messenger RNA from Cladophialophora bantiana CBS 173.52, 1890 nucleotides. RefSeq lists its product as uncharacterized. Gene Ontology annotation, molecular function: transmembrane transporter activity. Gene Ontology annotation, biological process: transmembrane transport. NCBI's taxonomy places the organism in Eukaryota, Fungi, Ascomycota, Eurotiomycetes, Chaetothyriales, Herpotrichiellaceae. Bases 1 to 1890 code for a protein of 629 amino acids. The transcript is spliced from 3 exons. The record is from RefSeq and is a predicted model, not a curated record.
AUGUCUGCUGCAGGAAGAUUCAAGCUCAACUCGCUAAGACAGUUCUUGCGACCCGAUGACAACAAUAUUGCUGAACAGAGCCGCGAAAGUACAGUGUUGGAGAGGACCGACGACAAGAAUGUCGCGACGCACGCGCACGAUCCCGUCGGUAGUAGCAAUGGGAGCGACGAAGGUCAACCCGAGCUUCCUGCCCAAGAUGCUCAGGAAGGCGUGAGAAGAGUCGAAGCAAUCACGCUGGCAUGGACCAAGACAUCCCUCAUCAUCACCUACAUAUGCUUCUAUCUGCUGUACUUCGUCAACGCCUUUCAGUUUUCCAUCACCGCCAAUCUAACACCAUACGUGACCAGUGGAUUCGAAUACCACUCGCUCAUCCCAGUCAUUUACAUCGUCUCAAGUGUGAUGACGGGGGCUGCCUAUCUGCCGAUUGCCAAAAUGUUAGAUAUUUGGGGUCGGCCAGAGGCGUUCCUGUUCAUGGUCGGCCUAGGCACACUGGGCCUCGUCCUGCAAGCCGCCUGUACAAACAUUCAGACAUUCUGCGCGGCCCAGGUCUUUACUAGCAUCGGAUUCACCGGCAUGAUCUACUCGGUGGAUGUCAUGACAGCGGACACCAGCAAGUUGAAGAAUCGGGGCCUCGCUUUCGCAUUCACCUCUUCUCCAUACAUGGUCACCGCGUUUGCCGGCCCCAGUGCCUCAGAGGGCUUCUACGAAGACAUCAACUGGCGUUGGGCAUUUGGGACCUUUGCCAUCAUCACCCCCUUUGUGGCUGCCCCGUUGUACUUUGUCAUGCAGUAUAACUUGCGGAAAGCGAAGAAGCAGGGAUUGUUGGACAGGCCCAAGAGCGGUCGAACCUUGUGUCAGAGCAUCUGGUUCUACAUGAUUGAAUUUGACGGUAAGCGACUUUACCAAAAACCUUCCCUGGGAAGAAAGAAACCUGACGUGUCCACCCACAAUCCUACAGCUUUUGGUGUCAUUCUCCUCGCCACCGGGCUGGUUCUCUUCCUCCUGCCCUUUUCCCUCGCUCAAUCGACAGCGGAUGACUGGGAAUCCGGCUCCAUCAUCGCGAUGCUGGUCGUGGGCUUCGUGCUGCUGCUUGCAUUCGCCGUCUUCGAGCGAUACCUCGCUCCGAAGCCUUUCAUUCCCUACCAACUUCUCGUCUCGCGAACCAUUCUCGGCGCUCUACUCCUCGACGCCGUGUACCAGAUCGCGUAUUACUGCUGGGGCAGCUACUUCAGCUCUUUCCUACAGGUCGUCAACAACCUGACGAUCGCGCAAGCGGGCUACGUGAGCAGUACCUUCGACAUCAUCUCUGGCCUGUGGUUGCUCUUCGUGGGCUUUCUCAUGCGCGUCACGGGCCGCUUCAAGUGGCUUUUGCUGUGUGCCGUCCCGCUGUACAUGCUCGGCGUGGGCUUGAUGAUCCACUUCCGCCGCCCGCACACCAACAUCGGAUAUAUCAUCAUGUGUCAGAUCUUCAUCGCCUUCGCGGGUAGCACCAUGAUCCUGUGCCAACAAGUCGCCGUCAUGGCGGCCGCGGAGCACGGCCAGAUCGCCGCCGUGCUGGCCAUGCUCGGCCUUUUCGGGUACAUGGGCGGCGCCGUCGGGAACAGCAUCUGCGGCGCCAUCUGGACGCACUCCCUGCCCGGUGCGCUCCAAAGACUCCUACCCGAAAACCUCAAGCCCGAGUGGGAGACCAUCUACGGCGACUUGACCGUGCAACUGAGCUAUCCGAUGGGCAGUCCCGCGCGCGAGGCCAUCAUGGAGGCAUAUGGAAUCGCGCAACGCAGGAUGUUGAUCGCCGGUACCAGUGUCAUGGGCCUGGCUCUCUUCUUCGUCCUGAUGAUCCGCAACAUCGACAUCUCCAAGAACGCACAGGUCAAGGGUGUCGUGUUCUAG